AUGAAGACGGCCGCGUUUCGGCGGGGCGACCGCGUCGAAGUAGCGAGCGAGGAAGAAGGGUUUCACGGUUCCUACUUUGAGGGGAAUGUGGUGGAGGUGUUGGGUUCGAACCAGUACAAGGUGGAGUAUGUCAAUCUGGUCAAAACAGAGGACGAGUCGGAGCUUCUGAUCGAAACGGUCUCCGGCGAGUUCAUCCGGCCAUUCCCGCCGCGAAUCCGCUUUGGGUGCGGGGGAUUCGGCCCGAUGGAAGCGGUGGAUGCGUGGGACAACGAUGCCUGGUGGGUCGGCAGAGUGACGGGGAAGAAGGGGAUGAUGUACCAUGUUUACUUUGAUUACACAGGGGAUGAGAUUGCUUACCCUGUUUCGAAGCUGCGACCUCAUCUUGAUUGGUCGAACGGGCGGUGGGUUUCGCCGGAUAGAAGGAAGAAACGCGGCCGCGAUUCGUCGCCGGCCAGGAACGCAUUCAGUUAG
This is a messenger RNA of Linum tenue, 471 nucleotides long. The record is from the annotation of a GenBank genome assembly. NCBI's taxonomy places the organism in Eukaryota, Viridiplantae, Streptophyta, Magnoliopsida, Malpighiales, Linaceae.